AGUUUUGAGAGAAUCGAACUCACUCAAUUAACCUCACAUCAUCAACAUUGCCCCUGACGACAUGGCCAGGUAAACCACAACCUACAUGUACCCAUCCCAGCUCACAGCAAUCUUUUGACCAGACCCGCCUUGUCCCCAACCCGCCGCAAUGCGGCACGCCGCCCUUUCGGCCCUGGUGGGUCUGCUCGCGGUAACAGGCCUGGCGGCCAAAUCGCCCAAGCGCGGUCUGGCGGCGGUGAGCAACAAGGACUGGCCCGAGGACGACGCGAUCUGGGUGCGGGAGGGCUCGCCCAUCUCGUGGUACUACAACUUCCACUGGAACGUGUCGGACACGUACGCGACGCUGGCGCAGGACCGCAUCGAGUUCGUGCCCAUGCUGUGGGGCGGCGGCGUCAACGACACCGACUUCCUCCGCAACAUGACCGCCAUGAUCGAGCCGGCCGAGGGGUCCGGCCCCAGCGCGAGGAAUAUAACGCACGUCAUGGGCUUCAACUUGCCGGAUCAGCCCUUCGAGCAUGGCGGGAGCCAGAUGAAGCCUGCCGACGCCGCCCGGGCGUGGGUGCGCAACCUCGUCCCGCUGCGCGAGAAGUUUGGUGUCAAGCUGGGGCUUCCUGUCGUUGGGGAUCCCCGUGGUGGAUGGAUCGACCCGUUCCUCAAGAAUUGCUCGGCGUUGAACAAGGACAAGGACUGCGAGUUUGACUUUGUGCCGUUCCAUGCGCUGGGGCAUUUUGGGGUGCUCAAGGACCGGGUGGGCUCGUUUUCCUCUGCAUUCCCUGGAGUACCGCUAUGGGUGGUCGAGUACGGCUACAACGACCAGAACCUCUCGACGACGCAGGAGUACUUCAACCAGUCUUUGAGUUUCCUCGAGGACAACAAGGACGUGGCGCGGUACAGCUGGUUCGGGUCGUUCCGCAGCACCGUCUCCAACGUCGGCCCCAACAUGGCCAUGCUUGACCCAUGGGGCAACUUGACGGACAUCGGGUCGUGGUACCUCGGCGGCAACGCCACCGGCAACGCGGCCAUGCCAAACGACACGCCGCGGACUAAUGCGUGCUCUGCUGAGCACCCUUGCACGGGUGGUGGUGAGAAUGCUGAGGUGAGUGUGUCUGCGGGAGGUUUGGGGUUGUGGGCAGGAGCCGGCGCGGCGUUGUUGUUCCUUCUCUAAAGAAGCGAAUGGCACAACAGGGGCAGUCUGAGCGGUAUCUGAGUGCUGGGAAUCCUGUAAAGAACAGCGGGUGCCA
This is a messenger RNA of Chaetomium fimeti, 1241 nucleotides long. RefSeq names its product glycosyl hydrolase catalytic core-domain-containing protein. The transcript is spliced from 2 exons. Bases 149 to 1165 code for a protein of 338 amino acids. Gene Ontology annotation, cellular component: fungal-type cell wall. Gene Ontology annotation, biological process: fungal-type cell wall polysaccharide metabolic process. The record is from RefSeq and is a predicted model, not a curated record. Lineage: Eukaryota; Fungi; Ascomycota; Sordariomycetes; Sordariales; Chaetomiaceae.